AUGACCAGAGUAACAGCUCCCCGCGAGAUCGCCAAGCUUGUCAGGUCUCUCAGCACCACAUCCGCUGCCCCUGCGCCCAGCAGGCUCAUCGCCAGCACCUCAACUGCAGCAUCUGCCAGAGUCCGCAGGGAGCUCGGUGCUGCUUCAAAAGAAAAUGUCCCGGCCUCAUCAGAGCGCACCCUGACCACCACAACGCGGCCCACGCCAAACCCGCACAGGGUGAUCCCGCUGAUGCAGGGCUUCCACACCACCCAGGCCCCGCGGUACGCCCAGGCCGACGUCUCCACCAUCGACUUCAUGGUCCUCCCCACGCGCGAGCAGCUGUUUGGCGGCCAGGACAACGCCCCCGGCCCCCGCGUGCGCGUGCCCUUGCUGCCGGACAACUUCGCCCCCGACCGCGCCAGCUUCGCCCCCGAGGCCGCCGACGCGCCCCUCGCCGCCCCGGAGAUCGUGGUCAUGGCCGCCGACCCCUCCAGCGUCAACGCCGUCUCCGCCCUCACAGAGGUCGAGGCCUUCUCCCCGGACGGCGUCGAGCUGAGCUUCGCACACGGCUGGGGUGCGGGCCGCGACGCCCCCAAGCAGGAGACGUACGCCGGUGGCAUGCUAAAGGACCUGUGGGCCGGGCUCAAGGAGGACAUUCUUAGUCCGAGUGGCCAGGCCAAGCCCGCCUUGUAG
Molecule: messenger RNA, 675 nt
Organism: Diaporthe batatas
Lineage: Eukaryota; Fungi; Ascomycota; Sordariomycetes; Diaporthales; Diaporthaceae
Exons: 2
Coding region: 1-675 (224 amino acids)
Source: RefSeq, a predicted model, not a curated record